AGUGUGAUGAGCAGCUGCUUGCUUCCAUUCAUUACCAUAUACUCGCUCGCUUGUGUCCAUCAUCGACCGCUUGAGUAAGCGCGCUCAUGCCUAAAAGAGAUCUCUGAUCACAUUCAUUCAUCACUGAUGUGGACGAGCGCCGGGAGAGACUGAACGCUGAGCAGUCAGAAGGAAUUUCCAGCAGUUUGUGGUGGGAAUAUUGAUGUGAGCGGUUACUGCAGAGACUCUCCGCUCAUAGAGGAGUGUUUACCGAGCAGAUCUCACGCGCACUGCAAUGAUCGCUCCAUCACAUCCAGUCUGAAUUUGGUCGAGUCGCUGGUGCCGACGGGGGCUGCAUUGGUUAUACCCCUACUAACGAGGAGAUCAAAAUGGGGAACAGUUUCUCCAACAUAUCUGCGUUUCAGUCCCUCCAUAUAGUGAUGCUUGGCUUGGACUCUGCAGGGAAAACAACCGUCCUUUAUAGGCUGAAAUUCAACGAGUUUGUCAACACUGUGCCUACAAUAGGAUUCAACACGGAAAAAAUCAAAUUGAGUAACGGCACGGCCAAAGGAUUAAGCUGUCAUUUCUGGGACGUUGGUGGGCAGGAGAAACUCCGGCCCUUGUGGAAAUCUUACAGUAGGUGCACGGAUGGCAUUAUUUAUGUGGUGGACUCUGUAGACGUGGAUCGACUGGAGGAGGCCAAGACGGAGCUGCAUAAAGUGACCAAAUUCGCUGAAAACCAAGGAACGCCGCUCUUAGUAAUAGCUAAUAAACAGGACCUGCCGAGAUCUCUGUCUGUGGCGGAUAUAGAGAAGCAGCUGGCGCUCCAGGAGCUCACGCCUGCCACCACCUACCACAUCCAACCGGCCUGUGCCAUCAUAGGCGAUGGGCUUCAUGAAGGCAUGGACAAACUGUACGAAAUGAUAGUCAAACGACGAAAAAGCCUCAAACAGAAGAAAAAGCGAUAACUCUCUACAAAGCCUCCACUUGCCUUUUCCCAUUGCUUAUGGCCUGAGUCACUGGAUUUGCCAUGUCAAUGUUGCACUGCUGACAUGCAUCUGAACGGUUGUUGUUUGUUGUUGAGCUGGAUUUAUGUUGCAUGUAAUCUUGAUGGCAACCAAAAUGGAAAAAACUAAAUGGAAACAAUUUGUUAAAAGGGCUGGUCCCCUAUUAAGCUGCCAUUAAUUUGCAUAGUCUUGUCAUCAGUUUGAAGGAGUUCUCUACUGAAGCACUGUGAAAAAUGCUGUAAGAUGUCAUUGAAUGCAUGAUAUCUUAUUUUGAAUCUUAUGGAACAUCGAGAUAACUGCUGAGGACAUUGUCAAGAACUGUAGCUUCAAAAUCCCAGAAUGAAAUUGGGGUGUGAGGACCUUGUAAUUCACAAAAUUACUGUAACUUCACUGGGUAUGAAGUCUCGUGAAGACAUCUAGAUUCACAGGAACUCUGAAGAACUCAAGUGAUGGACUGGGCAUUGCCUGGGACACGGUCCACUUCUAAGCACUUUUUUUUUCUUACCAGAUAGUAGUGUACAAAACUGUAGAUCAGAUAAUAGACUGUCAGUGUAUUACAAAGUCGAAAUGAAUCCUGAAAUAUUUUGUCAAUUAAAAUGUGUGUUAUUGCAAA
This is a messenger RNA of Carassius carassius (crucian carp), 1599 nucleotides long. Its product is annotated as ADP-ribosylation factor-like protein 4C. Gene Ontology annotation, biological process: intracellular protein transport; endocytic recycling. Gene Ontology annotation, molecular function: GTPase activity; GTP binding. NCBI's taxonomy places the organism in Eukaryota, Metazoa, Chordata, Actinopteri, Cypriniformes, Cyprinidae. Bases 369 to 947 code for a protein of 192 amino acids. The record is from RefSeq and is a predicted model, not a curated record. Gene Ontology annotation, cellular component: cytoplasm. The transcript has a single exon.